Messenger RNA from Rhodofomes roseus, 396 nucleotides. RefSeq lists its product as uncharacterized. The transcript has 5 exons. NCBI's taxonomy places the organism in Eukaryota, Fungi, Basidiomycota, Agaricomycetes, Polyporales, Fomitopsidaceae. The record is from RefSeq and is a predicted model, not a curated record. The coding region runs from base 1 to 396 and encodes 131 amino acids.
AUGACAGGACUGCCCCGCUCGUCUUCACAGAAAAUCACUGCCGACACGCGGAUCGUAUUCGGUCUGUGGACUGGCCAUCCGAAGUCCCGCACCGUGACAGCUGACCGCUUGUCACUAUUCGACGGCGGGACACGCGUCGCCGCAAUAGCCGCUCCGAGUCCGGAGGUGGUGGUGCCCAUCGAGAACGCAACGACGACAUGUAUCAACAACAUUCGGAUAGCGAUGGUUGUGUCCGAUGCCGCCCGAGACACAAUACGGACAGGAAGCCUCACAGAUGGGAUGCACAACAGUGAUGGCCAGCGAGAAGAAGGCGGGUCGAGCGGCAUCUGCAGAGAGUCGCGGCGGUUCGACGCAGCUCAGGCGCGAGCGGGUGCACGCUGGCUUGAUUACAAGUAA